This is a messenger RNA of Drosophila serrata, 638 nucleotides long. It is a transcript of the gene Obp19b, whose product is annotated as Odorant-binding protein 19b. NCBI's taxonomy places the organism in Eukaryota, Metazoa, Arthropoda, Insecta, Diptera, Drosophilidae. The record is from RefSeq and is a predicted model, not a curated record. Gene Ontology annotation, molecular function: odorant binding.
AUGAUGCAGAGCAAGCGGAUGACGAACCAACUCCUGCCCGUACUGGUGUUGGCCUGCGCCGGGAUAUUUCUGGGAUCGACGGUGGCGGACGAGGAGCUUACCAUGACCCUGGACGAAGUAGUGGAGCUGAUUCAGCCCUUCGGCGAGGGCUGUAAUCCUGUGCCAGAAAAGGAACACAUUGUGGAAAUGGUGCUGAACAAGGAGGAUGCCAAGAGGGAGUCCAAGUGCUUCCGCCACUGCAUGCUGGAACAGUUCGAGCUGAUGCCCGAGGGCCAGUUGCAGUUCAACGAAGACAAGACCGUCGAGAUGAUGAACAUGAUGUUCCCCGACAACGAGGAGGAUUCCCGGCGCAUCAUCAAGACCUGCAAUGAUCGUUUCAAGGCGGAGACCGACAAGUGCGAUGCCGCCCAUGGGAUCUCCAUGUGUAUGCUGAAGGAUAUGCGCGCCUCCGGCUUCAAGGUUCCGGAAAUAAAGGAGUAGCGAGAUCACAGAGUUGAUCUCCUCCCGUUCCCACAUGCGCCUGUUCUCCAUUUAAUUUUUUUUUUUGUGUGUGUGAUAGAUUUCAAUUUAAGAAGAGACGGCUUCAGGGCAUCGUGUGGUUCCCAAAACAAAUAAAGUGCCCAGACCGAGAAGUGUAA